Molecule: messenger RNA, 976 nt
Organism: Linum tenue
Lineage: Eukaryota; Viridiplantae; Streptophyta; Magnoliopsida; Malpighiales; Linaceae
Source: the annotation of a GenBank genome assembly
AUGGAGAGGAUUAGCUGCAACAACACCAUUAAUGCUGCAGGUAAGAUCAGCAUUAGCAGUAAUGCCGCUGCUAAUCAUCAUGAUCGUCAUCAUCAGCAGCAACAAAACGUGGUACUGUCUCCAAUCACGGUGCCUUGUGAUUCCAGCUACAACUCUCCUUCUCCUUCUCCCCCUUCCCACCACUCUUCCUCCUCCACUUCUCCCACCGCCACCGCCGCCGCCGCCGCCGGUGGUGGGUUUCCUUCUCACCGCCACCAUCAGCAACAACAAGUGAUUCUCAGCCCUUGUGCUGCCUGCAAGAUCCUCCGCCGCCGGUGCGUCGACAAGUGCGUUCUGGCUCCGUACUUCCCUCCCACCGAUCCCUUGAAGUUCACCAUCGCCCACCGCGUCUUUGGGGCUAGCAACAUUAUCAAGUUCUUGCAGGAGCUACCGGAAUCGCAGAGGGCCGACGCAGUGAGCAGCAUGGUGUACGAAGCCCACGCCCGGAUCCGGGACCCGGUGUACGGCUGCGCGGGAGCGAUCUGCCAGCUCCAGAAGCAGAUCGGCGAGCUGCAGGCCCAACUGGCCAGGGCCCAGGCAGAGGCUGCGAGCAUGCAGACCCAGCAGGCCCACUUGGUGGCGCUCAUCUACAUGGAGAUGGCCCAAACGGGGUCGCUGGCCCAUCAAGAACAGCCCAUGAUAUUCCCCGAGCAAACGACGCCGCACCACCACCACCUCCAGUCUUCCAACAAUAUUGACACGGCUUGUUUCCUCGACGAGUCCUGGGAGCCACUCUGGACAUGACGACGAUGAUGAUGAUUAGCUGCCUAAUUAGCCGGAAAUUUGCUGAUUGGUUUUCCACUAACUAUCGUUAUUAUGUUAAUCAGCAUGAUUUUCUAGGCUUUAAUGUGUUCUGAUAAUUUAAUGUGGUGGGCCUGGGGGCCCAUUAGGAGAAAAAAAGCAAGAGGGAAAAAGAAGAGACUGGAUCCAUACUUGA